AUGGAUUUUCGUACUGAACCAAUCCUGGUGCAGAUGCGGACUACGCCAGCCUUUCCAGUCAGAAAAACUUUCACCGUGGACUUUGAAGUCCUUCCCGCCCCGUGGGUCUCCAAGCAAAACAAAGUUGUUUUGCAGAAUCUUCUUAUAUGUGUCAUCCUCUUCCACACUGUGUACUAUGAGGUCCUGGGCAUGUGCUGCAUGAUCUUCAGGGCAUAUGAGUUGGAUGUCCUGGCACCAUUUGAUUUCAAAACAAACCCCUUAUGGCUCAACACAAAUUUAAAGGUAAUUGUUCUUCUAGUCUCAACGCAGGUCACCUACUUUGUUUGCGGAUUGCUUUUCGUUCUGGUUGUAGAAGAACGGGUCUGGGAUUAUGCUAUUUCAGUAACUAUUCUUCAUGCUGUCAUCACUUCGGCAAAGCAAAUUAUGUUGGAAUUCCCUUUGACAUCACAUUGGUGGGCUGCUUUAGCAAAGAAGCUGCCGGGGCUCAGGGAUGCUCUUCCCCCGGAGCUACCCCUGACUCCCCGGGGGGACGUUUCUGGUCAUAGUGAUGCAUCUGAGAAGGGCAUGGUCCGGGCUGGCAGCCCGGGUGCUGGUUCCUGGAGAACUUGCCUGAACAGCCUGGGUCCACCUGGACUGCAAGGCAGCCAGCACGGCGGGAGGGCAGCCAGGCCUGGGGACGCCAUCUGGGGGCUCGUCUAG
This is a messenger RNA of Nyctereutes procyonoides (raccoon dog), 699 nucleotides long. It is a transcript of the gene TMEM244, whose product is annotated as transmembrane protein 244. The transcript is spliced from 6 exons. The record is from RefSeq and is a predicted model, not a curated record. The coding region runs from base 1 to 699 and encodes 232 amino acids. Lineage: Eukaryota; Metazoa; Chordata; Mammalia; Carnivora; Canidae.